Messenger RNA from Balaenoptera musculus (blue whale), 264 nucleotides. Its product is annotated as ATP synthase subunit f, mitochondrial-like. Lineage: Eukaryota; Metazoa; Chordata; Mammalia; Artiodactyla; Balaenopteridae. The record is from RefSeq and is a predicted model, not a curated record. Gene Ontology annotation, molecular function: proton-transporting ATP synthase activity, rotational mechanism. Bases 1 to 264 code for a protein of 87 amino acids. Gene Ontology annotation, biological process: proton motive force-driven mitochondrial ATP synthesis. The transcript has a single exon.
AUGGUGUUAGUUGUACCAGUGGAGAAGAAACUCAUGGAUGUCAAAAUAAAGGAUCUGCCAAACUGGAUACUGACACAAGAUUUCACCCCCAAAGGCACCAUCAGAGCAUUUCAAAGAGGUUACUACCAGUAUGACAACAAGUAUGUCAAUAUAAACAAAGGGAGCACCCUUGGGGUUUCUAUGGUGCUGGCAGCUGACGUGCUUUUCAACUACUGCGUUUCUUACAAGGAACUCAAACAUGAACAGCUACGCAAGAACCACUGA